UGAAAAAAUAUGCAAUGUCAAUAAAUAAGGUAAUAUUCUACAUGUGUUUUUAAUGCUUUUCCAGAAAACGUGUUUUAUUGAGUCAAAGGUCUUGCCCUUUCAUUCCUUCGUAUCCCCAUUCGUUUUCCUCUUUCACCCCCUGUGGUUUUCCUCUGGGUGAAACCGGACAUGGGUUCUCGUUAUUAGUCUGGCUCCUCCCUCUCUUUGACUCGAGCUGUUUUUCCUCCCUCCCACUUAUGAGGAGAGCUCGGCUGUGUGCGUUAAUCCCGGAUUGCACUGCCCUGCCGUCUGCAUCCCGUUGUUGCUGGGAGAGCAUGGCACGGCUCCAGGACCCCUGUGCUCACACCAGAGAGAAGUGAACGUAAAACGGGGAGAGACAGGGAGAGAGAGAGUAAAAAAAAAAAAAAAAAAAGAGCUGCAGUUGGGCUGUUUUACGACUGUCACAGCUGGUUGAGCGCUGUGCUGCACUCAGAGUUAUUGAGUUUUGGCCACAUACUCUCUCAUACUACAGGAGAGGAAAAGGAGAAGAAUGGCAGGCUGUUUGUUGCAGUGUUGGGUGAAAAUUUAAAACAAGGGAACCUUGGUGACCUUCUGGCUUUCACAGCACUUUACUGCCUUCUUCUACGCAUUGCAUCUGCCUUUCUCCUCAUUUUUUGAAAGGAUUUAACUUUUUGAUUUUGUAAUUUUUUUUUACUUCAUCUCUUGCUGUCUCAUCUGGAACUCUGUCUGACAUGGAGUCCCCCACCAAAGAGAUCGAGGAGUUUGAAAGUACUGCUCUGAAGUACCUACAGCCGGAACAAAUAGAGAAGAUUUGGCUCAGGCUCCGUGGACUGCGCAAAUACAAGAAGACGUCCCAGAGAUUACGAUGUCUGGUGAAGCAACUGGAGAGAGGAGAAGCUUCCCUUGCUGACCUCAAGAAAAACCUGGAGUAUGCAGCAUCGGUGCUCGAAUCGGUUUACAUUGAGGAGACAAGCUGGCGAUUGGUGGACACAGAAGAUGAGCUCAGUGACAUCCAGUCAGAGUCUGUGCCUUCGGAGGUGCGAGACUGGCUGGCCUCCACCUUCACCAGGCAGAUGGGCCUAAUGCUCCGGCGAAAUGAAGAAAAGCCCCGUUUCCGGAGCAUCGUCCACGCCGUGCAGGCUGGAAUUUUUGUCGAGAGGAUGUACCGACGCACCUCCAAUAUGGUGGGACUCAGCUACCCUGCAUCUGUCAUAUCUGUUCUUAAGAAUGUUGACAAAUGGUCGUUUGAUGUGUUUGCCCUAAAUGAGGCCAGCGGGGAUCACGCUCUUAAAUUUAUAUUCUAUGAGUUGCUCACAAGAUAUGAUCUCAUAAGCCGCUUCAAGAUUCCGAUCUCUGCGGUGGUGUCAUUCGUGGAAGCCCUGGAAGUGGGAUAUAGCAAACAUAAAAAUCCCUACCACAACCUGAUCCAUGCUGCUGAUGUAACCCAGACUGUACACUACCUGCUUCUCAAAACUGGCAUGGUGCAUUGGUUGACUGAACUAGAGAUCUUCGCCAUGAUCUUUGCGGCUGCGGUGCACGACUACGAGCACACAGGGACCACAAACAACUUCCAUAUCCAGACAAGGUCAGACACAGCCAUCCUCUACAACGAUCGCUCAGUGUUGGAGAGUCAUCACGUCAGCGCAGCCUAUCGCCUACUGCAGGACGACGAUGAAAUGAACAUCCUCUACAACCUCUCCAAGGAUGACUGGAGAGAGCUGCGUGCUUUGGUGAUCGAGAUGGUGUUGGCUACUGAUAUGUCUUGUCACUUCCAGCAGGUUAAAGCCAUGAAGAAUUAUCUACAGCAACCUGAAGGCAUCGACAAGCCUAAGGCUCUCUCCCUACUUCUCCACACAGCUGACAUCAGCCAUCCAGCCAAAAGUUGGGACCUGCACCACCGAUGGACCACUUCUUUACUUGAGGAGUUCUUCAGACAGGGGGACAAAGAAGCCGAACUAGGCCUGCCAUUCUCUCCACUGUGUGACAGAAAGUCGACGUUGGUUGCACAGUCUCAGAUUGGGUUCAUAGACUUCAUCGUGGUUCCCACCUUCACUGUGCUGACUGACAUGAUGGAGCGCAUUGUCACUCCGCUCAUCGACGAGGCCUCCCACUCUGGUCUUUCUACCUUUAGACGCUCAAGUCUAAACAGUAUUAGCUCAGAUGAAACCAAGAGGCACAGCGUGAAGAGCAUGGGAUCUGACAGCAGCUCGUCUGGCCAAAGCUCCCUUCUGACGGUGGACAUUAAAAACUUCAAGGCCUUGUGGAAUGAGGAAGUUUAUCAGAACAGGGAAAGAUGGAAAGCCCAGGCUACCAAAGAAGCGGAAGAGAGAGCUAAAAAGGAAGCAGAAGAGCGAGCUCAGCAGGAGGAAGCUAUGGAACCGCAGGAGGUCCAGACAGAGUCUGCAUACCCUGAACAGAAGGAGAACAAAUCGGACAGCAAGGUGCCAGAGUCAGCAGAGGUCAGCAGAUCACCAGAUGGAAACACAGGGGAACCAAAGGAGGCGAACCCUCUUGAGAACAUGUCACACCAGAGUCCCCUGCUGCAGAACGGUGAGUUGUCAGAGGGGGGUGAAUCUCCUGAUGGUGAAGAAAACAAGAACAAAGGAAUGAGUGAGGCAGUGAUGGAAUAACAGAGAAGAGGAGCAUCAUGGCUACACUGAUUCUGCCCUGUUGCUGUUUAAAGGUUGAAGUUGGACUCUGCUGCCCUCUACAGACGACUGAAAAACUGACACCUUUGCUUCCUUUUUGUUUAUGUCUUUGCAUUUCAACAGCUUCUAUCACAUGUAUAAUGUUUUCGCCAUUUAUAAACAGUAAGGUGCAUUAUUCCUUCUUUCCUGCUUUUUUUUUUUUUAAUAAUAAUAAUAAAAAAAUAAUAAUGAAGAGGUUUAUUUCCAUCCAGUGGCUAUAACAGUGUCAAACUAGUUUGUUUUUUUUUUGUGGUAGUUUGGGCAGUGUUCUUUUAUUUUCCUUUUUAUUGCAUUUUUUAACUCAACUCUUGUAGCUGUUUUAAAAGUCCCACUUCCACAUCUUGGAUACAUCUAUAUUAGAUUUAUUUGUUGGGAGAUGGGAGUUAAGAGAUUUGUUGCGACUUACUACCAAAUAUGCAGAAUAGAUGCAUAUCUAGAGGGACUUCUACAAUGCCUAUACUGCAUGUAGAUUAUAUGUCUGUACAGUAAUUUGAGAUUCUUGCCACAGGUCUUCAGCACUACUGUUUUAUUACCAAGUACUCCUUAAAUAAAUCUAGACUAACUUAGAAAACAAUUUUCCUUUGAGUGCUCCUUAUGGUUGCUAAAGCCACAAAAAGAAAAUAUUUUGUGUGUUUACUUUCUUUAACUUUUUUGCAAUUAAAUGCAUUUGUAUUCUUUACAGCCAGGUGCAAAUGGUUUUAUUUUUUCCUAUGUUUUUCUUUUCUGUACAUAUAUAAAUGUUUAUUAAUGGUUGAAUAUGGAACAGAAAUCCAUCAGCCGUCCAGUGAGGGAAAUAUUUUUGAGAUAAAAUGUAAGAUAUUUGUGGAAAAAAAUAAAAGUCCAAAAAUUAGAAAGCAGCUUUUUGCAAUUUUAACAUAUCACACGCUCAGAUGCAUUCAAGUUUGUUUUUGUUUUUUUUGUAAAUACAAUGUUUUUGUUCAUCUUUUUGAAAACAUAUUUGUUUUGCAUUAAUUUCCUGUACAAUUUAUGCACUAUUUCUGUCUAAUAUUGUCACAUUGUGUGUUUACUUGAUGCCUUCUGAUGUGUUUUGAAGCUGUAGCAAGAGCUCAACAUUGUUGCUAACAAUUUUUUCAGUGUUCAUUUUUGCUUUUAUUCCACAGAGCAGUUUUGUCCAAACAGCUUCCCCUUCUUGGUCGCUGGUGUGACAUUCAAUCAGCGUGUUUACAGUGUGCCCAUACGCCACUUAGGCUGCCGAAACUUUCACGCUUCUGCGACGCAUCUGAGGCGUAUCUGUCCAAAGCGUGUCUGCUUCUCUUUGCCAGGAUUUCAAGGCCUGUAAUGUUGUAUAUAAAAAAUGUACUUAUUGCGCACUUUGCAUAUGUACCAUAUUGGACACGUGGGUCAGUUUUCACUUUAUGCAGUGCCUAGCAAAGGUAUUUAUGAUUUGUAUAAGGUUUAUGUUGUGUUGGAACCACAAACAUUUAUUUGUUUUAUUUGGAUUUGUUGUGACAGAGUAAUGCAUAGCUGUGAAGAAAACAAUUUUUCAACGUUUUCUUCAUAUAUUUGUAUCUGAAAACUGGGCACAUAAAUCCUGCCCUGAAUCACCAUUUUGUACAGCCAUUAUUGGCUGCUAUUACAGCAACUCACUAAGAGUAAAUCAAGAGCAUUUGCCUUGUGUUUAACUUGACUCAUGUACUCAUCACCUCUGACUAGCUUCCCUUUCGCUGCUGAGCAGAAGCAUGAUGCUGCCCUCUCCAUUUGUCACAUUGGAGAUGCUGUGUUCAUGGUGAAGAUUGCAUGAAGGCCAAAUAUAUAUAUAUAUAUAUAUUUUUUUUUUUCCCAAUGUGUUUUAGGCAAAUUAAAACUGCUGCUGUUAUAGCUUUCUUUAUGAUGAUGGAUUCUGUGAAUGCUCUGUGAGAUGUUACAAACUUUUAUAUCCCAGCCCUGCUUUAAAUUUCUCCACGAUUUCAUCACAAGCCUUUCAACUACAUCCCUUGGUCUAUGAGACCCUCAUAGAAGAGCUGGAUUUGUACUGAAAAUAAAUUACACACGGAUUGACUCUAAUUAGGCCACUUUCUGAAGGCAGUGGUUUGCACUGGGGUUUCAGUCAUUUUCUUCCCACUUCAAAAAUAUUGCUCUAUAUCAUAUAAAAUUCCUUUAUAAUACAUUGAAGUUUGUGGUUGUAACACAACAAAAUGUGAAAAAGUUUUAAGUCGGUACCUUUGUAAUGCACUGUGCUCAGCACAUUAAUUUGCAGAAGAGAAAAGACACAUCUGGGCAGUAUUUGCUAAGUGAUGGAUGUUAUUUUCCUUAAACCUCAAAGUUUUUUUCUAUGAAAUUAACCACAUAUAUUGUGUGAAGUUUAAGUUUUAGAAGGUACCUGUGUAUAUUAUAUUGUACCACAUAGUUAUAUCCAAACGUCUGAGAGGAUUGAACAUUUAAAGAAAUUAUGAAAACGUAUAUCAAAAGUGAGGGAAAGAUUGUUUUUGUAUCCAUGUUGUUUUUUAUAACCAGCUUCUGAUGGGUUAGAGCAGUUUCUCAUGCACUGAAACCAUAUGCUACUUUCCAUCGAAAAGAUGCAGUCAGUGGUUAGCAAGCCAGCUGGCUGAAUGUGUGCCUCUAUCUGUACUUUCCAUGUCACAAGUAACACCUGUAAACGUGUUCAGUGAUGUCGUUAAAACCUGCGCUGAUCCCGGUGCAGCUGAACCGCUAGUCGAGUUCUCCUUACAAUUUUUCACACUUAGGAUUCAGCCGAGACUAUCUUGUUUUUAAUGUUGCAGAAUAUAGUAUUUUUAAAGCUAGAUAUUGCGCUAUAUUUUGCUCACUUUCAUUCAGAGAAGUCUAUUUUAUAGCUAGGCGGUGUGGCGUAGUGUCUGUUUUUCAGUUUUAUUCUACUGUUUUAGCCUUUUUAUCAGUCCUUUUGUUUUAUCCAUUGUCUCCCCUGUGUGUUUGUCUACCUUGUUUUUCUUCACCAGCGCUGAAGUCAGAAAAAGAAAAAUUUAAACUGUUAAUGUAACGUGCAACAAUCUUUAAAUAUUAGAAAUAAAAACAUAAUUGUAAUAGGCUGCCUGACGCUUGGUAAAGCAGAAUAUAUUUUCUGGACCAAGAGACCAACACAUGUACAGACUUGUAGUUUUUGCUCUACGUUCUUCUAGCUACUGUGAUAGCCUAUAAUAUAUAAACAUUUAACAGGACAUUAUACCGACCACCAUAGGAACAUAGCUGUAUUGCUGAUCUGUAAAGACUUCUUAAUAUGGUGUUUUGUUCUGGUUACAAUCAGUCUGUUUAAUGCUUUGUUUCCCUGUUUUGUCUCUCUGUAACAACUGAUCUCAGCAACCAGUGAUCUAAUGACUGAGAAUAGAUGGAUGUAAUGCGUGGAUGCGUGUGUGUGUGUGCUGCAAAAAUACUUAACGUGCAUUUCUGAUCUCCUCACUGUGACCUGCUCUGUCAAUGAGUGUGAUUAGAUGAGUGGCUGUGAGAGAAAGAGGAUUAAACAAAGAGAUGCAGUGGACUGCUUAAAUCUGACCAAACAACCCAUUUAAGAUACAACAGUGAUGGGUUUUAGAUAACCCAAUUGGCUGACGACGUUGAUCUGUUUUGGUUCAUAAAACUGUAGCAACACAAUAAUCAUAAUUGAAGAUCACAGCUGCAACAUGCUAGCGUACAGAAGUUGAUGAAUUGUUUUAAAAGCUGGUAAUAAUUCUCCUCUGCCUCUCUUCUGUGGACAGAAUGAAGAGAAGCGUGUGAGUGUGAGCGCACGUGCAUGUGUGUGUCACUGUCCCAAGCUGGCCAGGCGGCCGUGUGUGCCACCAUGCUCUGUGACUGCACAGCCGUAUCAAUAAAUCUGAACUCAAAGGGCUCA
Xiphophorus maculatus (southern platyfish) is the source of this 6510-nucleotide messenger RNA. RefSeq names its product calcium/calmodulin-dependent 3',5'-cyclic nucleotide phosphodiesterase 1C-like (gene pde1cb). Bases 732 to 2630 code for a protein of 632 amino acids. Gene Ontology annotation, biological process: signal transduction. Gene Ontology annotation, molecular function: 3',5'-cyclic-nucleotide phosphodiesterase activity. The record is from RefSeq and is a predicted model, not a curated record. The transcript is spliced from 18 exons. NCBI's taxonomy places the organism in Eukaryota, Metazoa, Chordata, Actinopteri, Cyprinodontiformes, Poeciliidae.